Messenger RNA from Serendipita indica DSM 11827, 537 nucleotides. The record is from the annotation of a GenBank genome assembly. NCBI's taxonomy places the organism in Eukaryota, Fungi, Basidiomycota, Agaricomycetes, Sebacinales, Serendipitaceae.
AUGCACUCCUCAAGCCCAUCUGGCUCUACGUCGCAAUAUGGCGAGGCCGUCCAUGUUCCACUCAUCAAAUCGCCCAGCCUUCGCGUUCCCAAACUUGUACAAGUGCCACCAGACAUCCACCCCCUUCCAGACUCGGUCACGGCAUACUUUGUCUAUCCAUACACUCUAGAAGAACAUAUCAUAACUUUAGAGAACAAACGACGAUCGACGCUCGCAACAAACGACGCCCAGCGCCUCGCCGUCCUGCAGAGACAUGAGCACAAAAAGGAACAACAGCGUCUAGAGUUGGAGAGAAUUAAGCGCCUCCAGCAAGAAGAACAGGAGCGUAUACGGAAAGAACAGCUGCGCAAAGUAGCGCCAGGCUUUGAUCCAAGCGUCGGGGCGUUAGUCCCAAAGAAAGUUGGUGCAGCUGCGAGUACAGACGCUUCAACAUCCUCUUUGAUGCUCCCACCGCCGCCGCCUCCAGCAGCACCCCAGAGAGACGUGAUGGCAGACUUGGUUGACCAACUGGCGGCACUAGAUGCGGCCCAUUCAUGA